AUGGACAACCAGACAUUCAGAUACAGCGUACUCUUAGUGGAAGGACUGAAUAUUACAACUCAAUCCAGCUAUCUCGCAUUUGUCGUCCUUUUGAUGGCUUACAUAUUUAUAAUGGUAUCUAACCUUUGGAUUUUGAUUCAGAUCUCAGCAGAAAAAGGCUUACACCAGCCCAUGUACAUUAUUUACUGGAACUUGCCACUCAAAGAUGUUAUAGGAACAACUGUUAUUGUGCCACGUUUGUUGAGGGAUCUUGUAACAAACCCCUCUGAACGCUACAUCACAUAUGUGGAGUGUGUUUUUCAAGCUUUUUUUAUACAUAUGAAUGGAACAACAUGCCACACUAUUCUAAUGAUCAGCCUCAGUGUGCGUCUGUCUCACUGCAGAUCUGUGAUUCAAAACCACAUUUGCGAUAACGCUUCACUAUUUAAACUCUCUUGUGAAAAUACAGUGAUUAAUAAUGUAUAUGGAUUAACUUUUACUGUAGUUUUACUAGUCUCUUCAAUGGGAAGUGUUGUAUUAACUUAUCUCAGAAUUGCAAUUGUAUGCUUCACCAGCAAGAACAAAGCAACAAACAAAAAAGCCAUAAAAACAUGCUGCACUCACUUGACUCUUUACUCAGUUAUGUUAGUCUCUGGAUUUGUUGCAAUUUUUCUCCACCGUGUUUCUGAAUACUCUGACAAUAGAAGAAUAGCAAGUAUAGUUUUCAGUAUUGUGCCACCAGGAUUGAAUCCCAUAAUAUAUGGUUUACAAGUCAAGGAAAUAAGACAGAAUUUGUUCAAGUUUUUAAAAAAUAAAGUUAAUUCUAUGUGA
Sinocyclocheilus anshuiensis is the source of this 810-nucleotide messenger RNA. RefSeq names its product olfactory receptor 1L3-like. The record is from RefSeq and is a predicted model, not a curated record. Gene Ontology annotation, cellular component: membrane. Bases 1 to 810 code for a protein of 269 amino acids. Gene Ontology annotation, biological process: detection of chemical stimulus involved in sensory perception of smell; G protein-coupled receptor signaling pathway. The transcript has 2 exons. Lineage: Eukaryota; Metazoa; Chordata; Actinopteri; Cypriniformes; Cyprinidae. Gene Ontology annotation, molecular function: odorant binding; olfactory receptor activity.